Molecule: messenger RNA, 472 nt
Organism: Dicrocoelium dendriticum
Lineage: Eukaryota; Metazoa; Platyhelminthes; Trematoda; Plagiorchiida; Dicrocoeliidae
Source: the annotation of a GenBank genome assembly
UGCAGCACUCGAACCUAAACUGAGCCGUUAAUAACACGGAAGCAUAGACAGUAAACAAUUGAUCCAUUGAUCCGGACUGUUACACUUCUGCUGUCGCAACAACAGCUAGUUAUCUCAACGAUUUGCUAUGUCUGGUUUUGCUUGCCGUGUAUCACAAUACCCCGUAGUUGGUGAUACUUGCAAGCUGGCAUCGGACACCUAUCAGUGGGCCAAAGGAAAAGACAAAUUGACUACAAUUUUUUCGAAAUUAGAAAACACAGCGGCUUCUCUGGCUUCUGUGAUUAAGCCUGUGUUAGAUACCAAUGUUGCACAGAAGGUUGACGAUGUUGCAUGUCAUCAGCUCCUUGAUCGCCUGGAAUCCAUCUGUCCUACUUUAAAAGAAUCAUCGACAGAAGACAUUUUGGGCCCUGUUGCUAAUCGCGCUUUAAGUCUAGCGGAAACCUGCGCUAACUAUUUUCUCCCGGCUGAUCGG